CUGUAAAAAUAGGACAUGACCAAAACUGAACCAGAACAAGGAAGAGACAGAGCGACAGAAAGAGACGUCUGCGAUCAAACAGAAGAAAUAUGGAUUUAAAGAGUGUUUUCUUCCUGUUGUGUUUCUCUCUGCUUCAGUCCAGAGUCUUUUCAGGAGACAGUGUAGAGGUCAUCAAAAUCUAUCAGUACAACAGAACUGGAGAAGACGUCACUCUGCUCUGUGACAGAGUAAAACAUUAUGGGCCAAAUUGUUCCACAGUGAAAUGGAGUCACUACAAGAUAUAUACAGAUACAGAUCUGGUUUGGAAUGGUCAGAUUCAGAACAGUUCCAGAUCCACCAGACUGACUCUGAAUCCAGACUGUUCUCUCUCUAUUAAGAACAUCACUGAAGGAGACUACGGGGAAUACUUCUGUAGAACACUGAACAAUCAAUAUAAAUAUGAAUCAGUCACAUAUAUCUACCUGAGUGUUCUCUCUGUUUCCGUAGCUCAACCCAACCUCGACCAAACCCCAACUGGACACAUCACCUUACAGUGCAAACUGUGGAAAUACCUUUCACUUCCUUCUUGUAGUCAGAACAGUUUUCUCUGGUUGGACAUAAACGGCGUGGUCCUGUCUGGAGAUGGUGUAACUCAGAAGAACUGUGAGUCUAAUCUGACAGUGGAGCUCCAGUGUCCACAGAUCAGGACCUUCACCUGUCAGUACCAGGAGAACGACAGGGUCCAGGUGUCUGAAGAGUACAGCCUGUGGGGGGACACAGAUCCCUCUUUGUCACUCUACAUCAUCUCUGCAGCCGUGGGUGGAGGGCUGGUGCUCCUGGCUGUAGCUCUGGGGCUGUUUUUCAAAAUAAAAUCCAAAAAGAAAACUACACAAAGUAUUGAAGAAACAGAAGGUGCCUCACCUGCCGCUGAUGCUACGAAUGAUCCAGAAAACGGAAUGACUUAUGCAAUGAUCGAGCACCACACACCCAGAGCUAAAAUACAGGUUAAAGAAAUUGAUGACGUAACUUACUCUGAAGUGAAGCGACAGAACACAGCAAAGUCUGAGCAGAGCGACAUCUACAGCCAAGUGAAAAAGAAACCACAAGACUGAACACAAGGAUCUGCUGCUUUUACUUUUGGGUCAAGAUUUAUCAUUUGCUUAAUUGUCAUUUGAAACGCCACAAAAUGUGCAGUGCAUCAUAUGAUAGUGUUACAAUAAUAAAAACAACACAUCAAACUUUACUCUUCAUAGUUUAGAUUAAGAAAAGAAAGCAGUGCAUCUUUAAAUAAGUCUAAAUGUACAGGACUAGUCAGACAAAUGAUACAAAACACAAGU
This is a messenger RNA of Boleophthalmus pectinirostris (great blue-spotted mudskipper), 1316 nucleotides long. RefSeq lists its product as uncharacterized. Gene Ontology annotation, biological process: positive regulation of ERK1 and ERK2 cascade; interleukin-15-mediated signaling pathway; T cell activation. Gene Ontology annotation, cellular component: external side of plasma membrane; membrane raft. The record is from RefSeq and is a predicted model, not a curated record. The transcript is spliced from 7 exons. Lineage: Eukaryota; Metazoa; Chordata; Actinopteri; Gobiiformes; Gobiidae. Gene Ontology annotation, molecular function: MHC class II protein binding; protein tyrosine kinase binding. The coding region runs from base 90 to 1091 and encodes 333 amino acids.